Molecule: messenger RNA, 1386 nt
Organism: Habropoda laboriosa
Lineage: Eukaryota; Metazoa; Arthropoda; Insecta; Hymenoptera; Apidae
Product: cytosolic carboxypeptidase 6
Exons: 5
Coding region: 1-1386 (461 amino acids)
Biological process (GO): proteolysis
Molecular function (GO): metallocarboxypeptidase activity; zinc ion binding
Source: RefSeq, a predicted model, not a curated record
AUGAUAAUGCGACCACCAGGUCACAGUGGUAAAGCGAAGAAGGGGCACAUCUGCUUCGACGCCUCUUUCGAGACUGGCAACCUGGGCAGAGUGGAUCUUAUCUCCGAAUUCGAGUACGAUCUCUUUAUACGCCCCGACACCUGCAACCCUAGGCUUCGUCUGUGGUUCAACUUCACCGUGGACAACGUGAAAGCUGAACAGCGCGUGGUUUUUAACAUCGUCAACAUUUCCAAGAGUACGAAUUUGUUUCGAAACGGAAUGACACCGUUGGUGAAGAGCAGCAGUAGAUCGAGAUGGCAGAGAAUUCCCAGAGGACAAGUUUUUUACUACAAAUCGGCACAGCAUCAGAAUCAUUACGUUUUAAGCUUCGCCUUUUCAUUCGAUCGCGAAGAAGACGUCUAUCAAUUUGCUCUAACUUAUCCGUACUCGUACAGCCGAUAUUUAGCGCAUUUGGAUAAUCUUUGCGGGAGCAAAUUAACGUGUACGAAGAGAGAGACACUAGCCACGUCUGUUCAAAAGAGAAAGAUCGAGUUGAUCACUAUAAAUUCGAAUCUGGACGAGGCUCAAGAUCGUUCGAGAAAAGUGGUGGUUGUUCUGGCCAGAAUACAUCCAGGCGAGUCACCCUCUUCCUUCGUUUGCCAAGGUCUAAUGGACUUUCUGGUCAGCUCUCAUCCCAUUGCCCAAGUGUUGAGGAACUACGUUGUCUUCAAGAUAGUGCCGAUGUUAAAUCCCGAUGGUGUUUUCCUUGGCAAUUAUAGAUCGACGGUGAUGGGUGCAGACUUGAACAGAUCUUGGAACAAAAUUUCCGAGUGGCUUCAUCCUGCUCUGAUGGCUGUCAAACCGUUGUUGAAGAACCUCGACAAGAAUUCUAGAACGCCGCUGGACUGUGUGCUGGAUCUACACGCUCAUAUGAACGCCACGGGGAUUUUUGUCUAUGGAAACACGUACGACGACGUGUAUAGGUACGAGAGGCACAUCGUGUUGCCCAAACUACUGGCGCAACACGCCGAGGACUACGAAAUAGGGAACACGAUGUACAAUCAGGACCCUCACAAGGCUGGUACAGCACGUCGUUAUCUCUGCUCUAUUCUGAAGGAACACGUGAACUGCUACAGCAUCGAGGUAUCGAUGUACGGUUACAACAGGAAAGCGACUCCUGGAAUAUUCCCUUACACCGAGGAAGCUUAUUACAGAUUAGGUCGCAAUCUGGCCCGUGUGUUUAUGGAAUAUUACAAGUUGAUGGGUGUCAUCCCGGCUGGCCUUCCUGAUCAACCAUCUAGCAAACGGACGCGACAAUCUCGACCGAGAUAUCGCGUUCUAAGAGAUCCUAGGCCGAAAAACUCGAGGAAACCCGCGCCUAUACAUCUAGCCAGCAUUCACGAGUAA